AUGAUUGUUGACGCCAACCACAAUAUCAUGAUUCAGUCAGAAAUGGCUAAUGCAAACGACUCUCUUAUAGAUAGCCCUCCGUCGUACGAUGUUGCCACAGACGCAUACCCUGCGGACAAGAAUAAACCUCAGGCGGUUGCCCCGCCGACCACAAAUGAGAGUCAAUCGUUGACGCCUUACAACGCGUCAACGACGUCACAGCCCACCAUGGUACCUUCGCCCACAGUGUACAAUUACACAAAUCCGAGGACGGGAGAGCGCAUUGUGUCUCUGCUACCCCCAAACCAUCCAGAGAUGAUCUGCUUACAGGAAGGAAUGCAUGUGCCACACACAAGAUAUGGCUUACUAGGUAUCCUAGCAGCCGUAUUUUGGUUCCCAUUGGGCAUUGGUCUUUGUCUUCUAGACCGCCGAGUAAGGUGCACCCGAUGUGGUCUCCACAUCGACGAUGGUAUCUGUGCCUGGAUUUCCGAGACGACCUCUACUCUUUUCACGAGUCAUGACUGUCUUUACCAUCAUCAUCCAACCUUUGCUCUUUUCAUUCAGUUCAUCGGACUUUUGUCUAUAAUAUGCACCAUUGUACCGUAGUAUAUUCUUCAGCACUGUUCUAUAUCCAAUC
Laccaria bicolor S238N-H82 is the source of this 616-nucleotide messenger RNA. RefSeq lists its product as uncharacterized. The coding region runs from base 1 to 585 and encodes 194 amino acids. Lineage: Eukaryota; Fungi; Basidiomycota; Agaricomycetes; Agaricales; Hydnangiaceae. The record is from RefSeq and is a predicted model, not a curated record. The transcript has 5 exons.